AUGGAUUCACCAGAAACCGUUGACGUCGUCAUCGUUGGCGCGGGCUUGAGCGGCAUCAACAGCGCCUACCGGGUCAAAACCCAGCUCCCUCACCACAGUUACACUGUUCUUGAGGGCCGGCAUGAAAUUGGCGGCACAUGGAGUUUCUGGAAGUACCCAGGCCUUCGCACUGAUAGCUCCAUGGGCGUCUUCGGCUUCUCGUGGCGUCCUUGGCAGCACGACCUCAACAUGGCCCCUGGCGCAGCUAUCAAGUCGUAUUUGAAAGAGUGCGCGGCCGCCGAGGGCAUCGACAAGAAGAUUCGUUUCCAGCACCGCGUCGUGGCCACCAACUGGCGCAGUGACGAACAGCGCUGGACCCUUCGAAUCGAGGUCACGCAGGACGACGGAAGCAUCAAGGAAAAGAUCAUCAAGGCUUGGUGGAUCAUCAAUGCUAGCGGGUACUACAGCUACGAGAAGCCGCAGCAAGUGGUGAUCCCAGGCAUCGACCAGUUUGCGGGCGAGGUCGUGCAUCCGCAGUCCUGGCACGACACCGUGGACCACGCCAACAAGAAGAUCAUCAUCAUUGGCUCCGGCGCCACGGCCAUCACGUUGCUGCCGACGCUAGCGAAAACCGCGGCGAGUGUCACCAUGCUGCAGCGCACACCCUCUUACGUAUUUAACUUGCCCGGAAAGGACAAGACCGUGGCCUUCCUUUCGCGCUUCAUGCCAAUCGCCUGGGCGGCCUAUAUCCAAUGGUGGAAGGCCCUUAUGGCCGAGACGUUAUUUGUCUCCUUCCUCCUCGCUUUCCCAUCAGCAGGCAAACGCAUUAUCAAGAAGGACAUGCGUAAGCAGCUCCCGCCCGGCUUCGACAUCGACAAGCACUUCAACCCUUGGUAUAACCCAUUUGAGCAGCGCCUCUGCUUCUGCCCCAGCGGCGACUUCUUCAAAGCGCUCAGUGAUCCUAAUUCCAACGCCCGGAUCGUCACCGACACCAUCGACACCGUCACACCGUCUGGUAUCCGUCUCAACUCUGGCGAGACGCUUGAGGCCGACAUGAUCGUCACCGCCACGGGACUCUACUUUUCCGUCCUGGCCGGCGUGUCCUGCACCGUCGACGGCGUGUCGGUUACCGACUCGCUUGGGGACCGCUUCACCUGGAACGGCUGCAUGCUCGAGGGCAUGCCGAACGCCGGUCUCAUCACGGGCUACACCGCGGCGACUUGGACGCCGGGCGCCGAUGUGCGGGUGCGGCAGUUGAUCAAAGUCAUUCGGCAUAUGGACAAGACGGGGGCGACGUCUGGAACCCCGACAGUCGACCCGGUCGAACGGGCGGAGAUGAAGCCGUUGCCUGCGGUCGGCUUGAGCUCCACGUAUUUGACUUCAGCGUGGGACCGGAUGCCUAAGGUAGGCACAAAGAGGCCGUGGGUGAACGGGGCGAAUUGGGCGACGGAUAUGUGGCGCUUUCUGUGGAGUGAUGUGAACCUGGGCAUGAAGUUUACCUUUGGGGAGAAGAAGAAGGAUUUGUAG
Messenger RNA from Dichotomopilus funicola, 1506 nucleotides. RefSeq lists its product as uncharacterized. The transcript has a single exon. NCBI's taxonomy places the organism in Eukaryota, Fungi, Ascomycota, Sordariomycetes, Sordariales, Chaetomiaceae. Bases 1 to 1506 code for a protein of 501 amino acids. The record is from RefSeq and is a predicted model, not a curated record. Gene Ontology annotation, molecular function: flavin adenine dinucleotide binding; NADP binding; N,N-dimethylaniline monooxygenase activity.